This is a messenger RNA of Aspergillus terreus NIH2624, 1923 nucleotides long. Its product is annotated as electron-transferring-flavoprotein dehydrogenase. Bases 1 to 1923 code for a protein of 640 amino acids. Gene Ontology annotation, biological process: electron transport chain. The transcript has 3 exons. The record is from RefSeq and is a predicted model, not a curated record. Gene Ontology annotation, cellular component: mitochondrial inner membrane. Lineage: Eukaryota; Fungi; Ascomycota; Eurotiomycetes; Eurotiales; Aspergillaceae. Gene Ontology annotation, molecular function: iron-sulfur cluster binding; electron-transferring-flavoprotein dehydrogenase activity.
AUGGCUUCGAAGGGAGCCGUUUUGCCUCUGCUGAGGUGCGAACUGCGACCUGCUCCCUCGCGGCUUUCCAGAGCCUCCUCGUCUCUAUCCUCGUUUGCCUUGUCCGUGCGGAGAUCCAACAGCUCGCUGUCCGGUCGCAGAACCUCUCGUCAUGCCGCACUCUUCACUCCCAGUCGCACCCCCGGUCAGAUUCGGACCUUUUCGCAGUCGCUAUCGAGACAACUCACGGACGAGCAUGGCAACUUUGACCCCCGUCAGGUGGAGCGAGAAUCGGACGAGGUUGAUGUGUGCAUUGUUGGUGGUGGCCCUGCUGGUCUUGCCGCUGCGAUUCGGUUGAAACAGCUCGCCAACGAAGCUGGAAAUGAGGAAUUUCGCGUGAUUGUUCUAGAGAAGGCUGGAGAGCUAGGUGCCCAUAUUCUGUCGGGUAAUGUUCUCCAACCGACCGCCAUGAACGAGCUCCUUCCAGACUGGCUGUCUGAGGAGAACCCCUCCCGAUUCGAAGGCGCCACGCCCGCCAAAGACGACAAGAUGCGCUUCUUGACUGAAAAAUCGGCCUUCCCCAUCCCUGCGCCGCCGCAGAUGAACAAUCACGGCAACUACAUUAUUAGCUUGAACGAGCUGACGAAAUGGAUGGGCGAGCGCGCUGAGGAGCUGGGAGUGGAGAUCUAUCCUGGCUUUGCCGCCAGUGAGCUGGUCUACAAGUCCGACGGCUCAGUCCUCGGUGUUGCAACGAACGAUCUCGGCGUCGGCCGGGAUGGCAAGGCGAAGGAUAACUUCGAACGGGGCAUGGAAUUCCACGCGCGCAUCACCCUUCUCGCGGAAGGUUGCCACGGCAGUUUGACGAAACAGGUGAUCAAAAAAUAUGACCUUCGGCGCGACAGCCAGCCUCAAACAUAUGGUAUCGGAUUGAAGGAGAUUUGGGAGAUCCAGCCGGAGAAGUUCAAGCCCGGUGAAAUCGUCCACUCCAUGGGUUACCCGCUUCCCAAGGACACCUACGGCGGUGCAUGGAUGUAUCACUUUGGCGACAACAUGGUCAGCAUUGGUCUGGUGGUCGGCCUGGACUACCCCAACCCCUGGCUGUCUCCGUAUGGCGAGUUCCAGAAACUCAAGCACCACCCUCUUUUCAAGGAAGUUUUGGAGGGCGGUAAGUGCAUCUCCUACGGUGCCCGAGCUCUGAAUGAGGGUGGCUUCCAGUCUAUUCCCAAGUGUGCCUUCCCUGGAGGUGCUCUGAUUGGUGACACCGCUGGCUUUUUGAACGUCCCCAAGAUCAAGGGUACCCACACCGCGAUGAAGUCCGGCAUGCUGGCUGCGGAGUCUGCGUUCUCAGCUCUGAAGGAUGACGACAAGGGAACGGUUUUCAUGUUCGACUACGAGGACGCCCUUCGCAAGUCGUCUAUUUGGAAAGAACUGUACGAGGUCCGGAACAUGCGCCCUUCUUUCAGCACCCGGCUUGGCCUCUACGGUGGUAUUCUCUACUCGGGUCUCGAGGCCUACCUGUUCAAGGGUAAGAUGCCAUGGACGCUGAAGCACCACGGCACGGAUGCCGCGGCCACCAAGCCCGCCUCGGAAUGCGAGAAGAUCGAGUACCCCAAGCCGGAUGGGGUGAUCAGUUUCGAUAUCCUGACCAGCGUGAGCCGGACCGGUACCAACCACGAGGAGGACCAGCCGGUGCACCUGCAGGUGGAGGACUGGGACAAGCACAAGGACGCCGCGUGGCCGAAGUACAAGGGCGUGGAAAACCGAUUCUGCCCCGCCGGCGUGUACGAAUAUCUGGAGGAUCCGAGCAAGGAGCACGGCGUUCGGUUCCAGAUCAAUGCUCAGAACUGCAUCCACUGCAAGACGUGUGAUAUCAAGGUGCCGACGCAAGAUAUCAACUGGCAAACGCCUCAGGGUGGAGAGGGCCCCAAGUACUUUAUGACAUAG